GCUCGUCGCUUUCACUUCAGUAGCCAGUGGGUGGAGAGGAGGGGUAGAUCCAUGUGCAGGACUAGCCAGUGUUCACAGAGUUUGCACUGAGCGGCAGCAACAACAGUUUCCCUUCAACACAAACUUCCCUCCGCAGAAAGUUUAAUGGCUAAAUAUAAGCCGUGGCUGGUGUGCUGCUUCAUCUUGGCUGGAUUAAUUUGCGCGGUUGCUCUCGUCUGCCUGUGCAUCGUCUCACUGGUGGCCAGAGAGUGUCCCGGCGGCAGCUUCAUGCACGCGGCUGUGUCUGCAGACUCGCGACGUUGCUCCGAGAUUGGCAAGAGCAUGCUACUGCAGGGGGGGUCAGCAGUAGAUGGCGCCAUUGCAGCUCUCCUGUGCACAUCCGUGGUCAAUCCUCAGAGCAUGGGGAUUGGAGGAGGAUCUAUAUUCACCAUAAGAAAUAAAAAAGGCAAUGUUAAAGUCUACAACUUCAGAGAGACCGUCCCACAGUCUUUUAAAACUGACCUGCUAAAUGAUUGCCUCAACACAUUCGGACUGACCACAGGCAGCCAGUGGAUUGGCGUUCCUGGAGAGCUGCGGGGCUAUGAGGCAGUUCACAAACAGUAUGGGAAGCUGCCAUGGGCAAAGCUGUUUGAGCCAACAAUUAAAAUGGCCAGUGAGGGCAUCCCUCUGCCGGCAUUUCUGGGAAAGGUUCUGAACAUCCCCAUUGUGAAAAAUCACGUGGAAAAGUCAUCCAUCUGUGAAAUCUUGUGCAACAAAAACAAAACUGUUCUGAGGACUGGAGACAUCCUAAAAUAUCCUAAACUUGCAGAAACUAUGAAAACAAUUGCAGAGCAAGGGGCAGAUGCCUUAUACACUGGCAAGAUAGGACAUGACUUAAUCCAAGACAUAGAAGCUGCAGGUGGGACUUUGAAAAUGGAGGAUCUGAAGUCCUUUCAGGUGCGGGUGGAGGAUGCAUGGACCAUUCCCGUGGGAACUACUCAGAUGCACAUCCCUCCACCACCUGCCGGGGGGGCCCUGCUCGUCUUCAUUCUCAGGCUGAUGCAAGGGUUCCCGAUGACUCCAAAUUCCUUGCAUGGUGACCAGAAGAUUCAGCUGUACCAUCAUUAUAUAGAGGCAGCCAAAUUUGCAAACGGACAAAGGAGGAGCAUUAGUGAUCCUGUCUUUAAUAACAAAAAGAGUGCAGAUCAUUUGAUUGAUCCCUCCUUCAUUAAUCGCAUCAGGGACAUGAUCUUUUCAAACCAAACCCAUGACAACUCGUAUUACUACAAUGCCAAGCCCUCACGUGAUCACGUUGGGACGACACAUGUGUCUGUCCUCGAUGAAGAUGGACUGGCUGUCGCUGCCACAAGCACCAUCAACCAAUUAUUUGGAGGAAGCAUUUACUCCCCACAAACAGGCAUCAUCCUCAACAAUGAGCUGUCCGACUUUUGUGGGAGAGCAGACAAAGUGAAGGCAGGUGAACAGCCGCCUUCCUCAAUGACUCCAGUAAUACUGGAGUCAAAGUCUGGAGGACUCCUUGUGAUUGGUGGAUCGGGAGGAAGCAUGAUUACCUCGGCAGUGGCUUUGUCUAUAAUUAAUCGCUUGUGGCUUGGGAUGAAUCUGAAAGAUGCCAUUGCGGAGCCCAUAAUCUUUGUUAAUUCCAAUAACAAUGUGAAUUUUGAGACUGGUUUUAACAAGUCUGUGAUAGAUGGCCUCACAGCUCUUGGACACAAACCUGGGAACUGGCCAUACUUCAUGAAUGUUGUCAAUGCUGUGGAAAAGGAGAAUGGAUGCAUUGUGGCCGUAUCGGACAGCAGGAAGAUGGGGGUGUCAGCUGGAUACUAACCACAUAGACCAUGAGGGUGCACCAACUUCCCACUUAAAUCUUCCCUAAAGACUGACUGAACCUUAGCCUUAAGUACAAGGAAUGUGCCAACAACUAAGUGUGAGCAAUUUGGUGCUCAGGCUCUUUCCUGAUGUUAGCAGAUCAAGACACUACAAAACUUACAGAAUUAUUCCACUUUACUAUAACUCUUUCUAUAAAUCCUAUUUUUGUAUGUAUAGAUCUGUUAGACAACAUUGUACUCCUUAUAAACAUUGCGGAGUUCUUUAAAAAAAGAACUAAAUUGGCAAAAUGACUCAGAUGAGGCAAGAAACAUAGCAAUCAGAUUAUUUAAACCAAACAAACGCACACAUACACACACGCACACACACAGAUGUCAUACAACUUGUUGUAGACUAACGCACGGUGAGCACACCAUGAUGCUGCUACUCUUACAGUACUGCUGAGAUCUGCCUGAUAAGCUGAACAAAGUGGAUAUUCCCAGCAGCAAAGCCAUAAAGGCAAAUCUACUGUAGUCCAACAAAACAAAACCAAGCCCUGUGUCAUCAGCUAUUAAGUUUAUUAAUAUCAAUAAAUGUUUUAUUUUUUUAACUUUGUAAUUCUGGGUAGAACUUUUAAUCGUAGAUGAGCCAUGUAACUCUUUUAAAGUGACAUCCUGACUGAUAUAUGAGUUGAAGUUGAGUCUUCCCAAACAGGGAACUUUUACUGUGACUUUAAAGAUUUUACUGUAUGUGAAACAACCAUGUCCCUGAACAUAUUGGGAGUUUUUUUCUUUUUCUUUUUUAAGAUAAAUGCUGUAGAAUUUCUUUUUAUAACAUAUUUUAUAAAAAAAAAAACUCAAUUCAAAAUGAACAACUUAAGUGUAUUUUCACACCACCAGCAUAUCAUUUAGUGUUUUCUCUGUAAUAUGUCAAAAAGUUUUGUGAAAUAUUUACAUAUUGUUACAACUAUUAACUGUGAAUUUCUGUCUUGUCACAAUAAAACAUCCAAAGUCCAAACCA
Molecule: messenger RNA, 2823 nt
Organism: Etheostoma cragini (Arkansas darter)
Lineage: Eukaryota; Metazoa; Chordata; Actinopteri; Perciformes; Percidae
Gene: ggt5b
Product: gamma-glutamyltransferase 5b
Exons: 12
Coding region: 145-1824 (559 amino acids)
Biological process (GO): glutathione catabolic process; inflammatory response; leukotriene D4 biosynthetic process
Cellular component (GO): plasma membrane
Molecular function (GO): leukotriene-C(4) hydrolase activity; glutathione gamma-glutamate hydrolase
Source: RefSeq, a predicted model, not a curated record